AGUGAGGAAGUUGAGAGCCUUCAUCUCACAGACUUUCGGGGACGGCUGUGUCCCUGAGCCUGUGUCCCCAGACACACACUCCUGCCCAUACUCAGGUGCACAGAAGGACAAGCACACAGCUCAUCCCCCUCUUCAAUUCUCAGUUGUCAUUGGAUGACAUCAGCAAAACCACACACAAAUACAUGCCGAUCACAAUACUCCUCUGAGAUAUCAUAAACCCCAUUUUACAGGAGGGCAAACUGAGGCUAGGCGACUUUAAAGAAUAUGUCACUCAUUCUGGUCUGCUCCUCCAAUUCUUAAUCCUUAUAUUUGUCUCAUUAGCUGACAAUAACAGUAUUCGUGCUGGUUCCCCCAGCAGCCUCCCUUAAGGAAGGACCUUAUUUCCCUAUUUCCCUCGAAUGCACCCUUUCCUCCGCAUAGGUUCUAACCCUUCGCUCAUUCCCCAGAGGAAUCGAGUUUUGAUGGACAGAUUCCUAAACCAAUAGAGAAACUAAGUGAACUGUACCGAAGCGGCCUCGACUUGGGCGGGACUAAGACUGGGAAAGAGCCACCAAUUGGACAGAGCUACGCGGCGAAUGGCGGAGACGCUGAGGCGGGUGCUGACCAGGGACGGUGCGGCCUGGUCCGGGGAGGAGAACACGGCUGCCGCCGGACCGCCUUUGCUGCUUCUCGGCGCACCAGGGUCUGGAAAAACAGCGCUGCUAUUUGCUGCGGCCCUAGAGGCGGCGGGGGAGGGCCAAGGCCCAGUCCUCUUCCUGACACGGAGGCCCCUACAAAGCCUGCCCCGCGGGACCGGAACGACUCUAGACCCAAUGCGACUCCAGAAGAUCCGCUUCCAGUACCCACCCUCAACCCGAGAGCUUUUCCGGCUCCUGUGCUCUGCCCAUGAAGCCCCGGGGCCAGCCCCCUCCCUUCUGCUGCUCGAUGGCCUAGAAGAGUACCUAGCGGAAGACCCAGAGCCCCAGGAAGCCGCCUACCUCAUUGCCUUACUUCUAGACACAGCUGCCCACUUCAGCCACCGGCUUGGGCCUGGCCGGGACUGUGGGCUCAUGGUGGCCCUCCAGACCCAGAAGGAGGCAGAUAGUGGGGACGUCCUGCACCUGGCACUGCUCCAGCGGUAUUUUCCUGCCCAGUGCUGGCUGCAGCCAGAUGCACCAGGUCCAGGAGAACACGGCCUCCGAGCCUGCCUGGAUCCAGGCGGGCUGGGCCCCAGAACAGAGUGGUGGGUGACUUUCCGAUCAGAUGGAGAAAUGAUGAUUGCUCCAUGGCCCACCCAGGCUGGUGACCCCAGCUCAGGCAAGGGUUCAAGCUCUGGAGGCCAGCCCUGAGCUUUGGUGGGUGACCACCUCUCUGUGUUUCAGUUGCCCAUGGCUACUUACCUCAGGGACAUAUGCAGAUCCAAAGACCUAAACAAUGUAAAGUGCUUUUUCUCUUUUAAAAGUAUAGCAUUAUCUUGUAUCUAUUGUACCCAAUCAA
This is a messenger RNA of Macaca mulatta (Rhesus monkey), 1476 nucleotides long. RefSeq names its product SWIM-type zinc finger 7 associated protein 1 (gene SWSAP1). The record is from RefSeq and is a predicted model, not a curated record. Gene Ontology annotation, biological process: double-strand break repair via homologous recombination. Gene Ontology annotation, molecular function: single-stranded DNA binding. Gene Ontology annotation, cellular component: Shu complex. NCBI's taxonomy places the organism in Eukaryota, Metazoa, Chordata, Mammalia, Primates, Cercopithecidae.